Messenger RNA from Acaulospora colombiana, 1818 nucleotides. NCBI's taxonomy places the organism in Eukaryota, Fungi, Glomeromycota, Glomeromycetes, Diversisporales, Acaulosporaceae. The record is from the annotation of a GenBank genome assembly.
AUGUUUGCGCGACUUCGAGUUGCCUUGUUUUUGAAGAUGGGUCAACAUAAACCUGCUAGCAUAUACACCAAAUCAGAGGGUUGCCAAGAAAAUCUUGAUCACACAACUGCAUAUUGUGCUGGUAAAAGGCCGUUCUCCAGAAUGUCGGAGCAAAAAGAAAAUGAGGAGACCGUGACUCCCACGACUUCAGAUAAGGCUUCGAAAGAAUCGGCUGCAGAGUAUGAACAGCAUUGUCUAUUGUUCCCCACUUAUGCUACGAGGCAUAGUUUAGAUGACAAGGCCGAGUUGACCGAUCAUUGGAAUAUUCGAAUUCGCGGUUGGGCAUUUUCUACACCAAAGACAAGCAGAACUCGCGCUCUAUUUCUUGGACUAACGCAACAUUUGGCUGAAAUCCAAAAGGCCGAUUUCCAAUCCCGCGCGUCCUUGUUUUGGGCGAGCAAUAUCGACCAUAAGGAGUUCACUGCCAGGGCCAUCGGUGUUACCGAUUCCAGAAAGAUGACCGCAGACGGUGAUCCUACUGAACCAUCAGUCGAACAGCUCGCCAAUGAACCAUCCGCCAAGGAAGCUAAAGAGGAUGUAAAAAAUAUAAUUGAUAAUGCUCAAAAGAAGCUUAUAAUAAAUCAUCCAGAAGAUGAAACCCCUAGCAUAAGGAUUAUGCCGGUUGAAGGAAAUUUCUCGGGACAUCUCCCGAUUCCACAUAAUACCGUUAAAAAAUGGUUGAAGGAAGACGACAAGACACCGUUUUUCAGCACAAUUAUUAAUACCCUAACCAAUAAGAAUACGAAGAAGAUCAGGAUGCUCAAGAUUGCAGCUUUUCAGGAUACGUCACCACAUCCGACUUAUGGUAUCGUGGACUUGGUGGAACCCGAAGGUUUUUCGGUAAUCUCGGAUAUCGAUGACACAAUCAAGGAUACCGAAAUACUUAGUAGCACAAGGACCAUACUUUCAAACACCUUUUUACAACCCUUCCGAGCAGUUGAUGGAAUGUCGGAACUUUAUCACGAAUGGUAUGAUAAAGAGGUGUCUUUCCACUAUGUAUCCAAUUCGCCGUGGCAAUUAUACCCCAUGCUUCGAUCUUUCUUCAACACCUACAAUUUCCCACCUGGUUCGGCUCAUCUUAAAUUCUACGAUGGAAUAGUUAAAAGCGUGAAGGAGCAGAAAGAACACCCAAUGGCUAGCAAAUUAAUGUAUAUUCACCAGUUACUCAAGGACUUUCCCUUGCGCAAAUUUAUCCUUGUUGGCGACACCGGUGAACUUGAUCCUGAGAUUUAUACAAAGAUCGCUCGGGAGAACGAGGGUCGAAUCCUUAGAAUCUUUGUCAGAGAUGUCUCUACACCUCAUUUGGAGGGCCUUCCGGCUCAACCCGCGCACCAUUCAUACGCGCAAACGUUCACAUCAACAUGCAAACACCUUCGUAACCAUUACGUGUCUUCCGAAGAAGUAGAGGGAUCCCCGAAAAAUGCCACCGCCACCGUCGAAGGAACGGCAUCUUCGGAAAGCGUCACCGCUGCUGUCGCAGAAACAAGUAGGGAGGUGGUCUCGGAAGCCAAGGAUUCCGCCGAAGAACAACAAAAGAAGGAUUCUUUAACCUCACGUCUCAUGAAUCAUUUUCACUCUGAAAUAUCAUAUCUUCACACCUCAUUAGGCUUACAAGAACAACCAGCCGAAAGGGAGGUAUUGAAGACACCGUUAGAACAAUUUCAUUUUAGAAUAGAAUCUUUGGGUCAAGGAUUACCGGAAGGGUUGUUCACCACCUUUACGGAUCCUAACGAAUUGAGAAAUGAUCCUGUGAUCAGGAAAGCUUUGAAAUAUAGUUGA